AUGACUUUCUUCACUUCAAAUAUUCCGUUUGUCUACGACACUAAGACUCUGAUGACAGCUGCGACUCUUAUGAUUUCAGUUGGAGCAACUGUGCUUAUCUCCAACUUUACUGCAAUGUUUGUCAUAUACCGUAAUCCACUUCUUCACAAUACUUUCGGUCUUCUUUGUUUUUCUCAUGGUUUCAAAUGUUGGAAUGCUUUUUUGCUUUACUACUUGGCCAGUUGCCAUGAUAUUAAAUCAAGAUAACAAUUUGGCCCACAGUUUGACUGGAAAACGUUUCGGCCAAUUUACAAUUAUCUUCUGGUGGAGCUGCCUUCUUGCUCAUUUGGCAAUUUCUAUCAAUCGAUUCAUUUCAAUCGUUUACCCAAUUAAGUCGUAUAUAUUGUUCACUGUGUCCAAUUCCAAAAAAACAAUAUUUUGUAUUUGGUUGAUCGGCGUCUUGGUUACAAUUCCAUAUUUUUGGCAUGAAAAUUGCUACGUCGCAUUUAAUGCUCACACAUUUCUAUGGACAUACGCUGAAAAUUCAUGUGGACAGUUUUUAUCGUUAUUCGAUUUUAUCGGUGGUGUCAUCAUUUGCUCAAUUGCUUUCAUAAUCGAUACCUUAACAUUAUUUCGUCUUCGAGCAGCAAAUAAAGUAAUACUUCAAUCGAUAUCAACUGGUGUAUCAUCUCAUGGAAUGGAUGUUCAAGCGGCGGCAGAAGCUAGGAAACGAAGAAAAACUGAGAUCAGAUUCUUCAGCCAAGCAUUCACACAAUGUAUUGUGUUCUGUAUAUGCCUUCUCUCAUUCCAUAUUUUUACACUUUUAUCUGAUAGUAUUUGGUGGCAAUUUGCAAUGGUCACAAUGAUAUGGAUUCUGGCACAUUCUUUGGAUGGACUAAUUGUUGUAUUAUUCCAUUUCCGACUCUCUUUAUGCAAGAACACUGCUUUAACCUCUACAAUGAUGUUACAUUCUUCAUCUGCUCGCCCUGAGCAAACGAUCCAAGCUCAAUCACACCCGAAGCACUGA
This is a messenger RNA of Caenorhabditis elegans, 1006 nucleotides long. The record is from the annotation of a RefSeq genome assembly. NCBI's taxonomy places the organism in Eukaryota, Metazoa, Nematoda, Chromadorea, Rhabditida, Rhabditidae.